Messenger RNA from Metarhizium brunneum ARSEF 3297, 591 nucleotides. Lineage: Eukaryota; Fungi; Ascomycota; Sordariomycetes; Hypocreales; Clavicipitaceae. The record is from RefSeq and is a predicted model, not a curated record.
AUGGGUGUCGCGAAGAAAACCAGAAAAUUCGGCCAGGUCAAGCGAGUAAUAGGCCUGCGCGACGCACGCCUCAAAACAAACCAGAAAAAAGACGAAGAAGCCAAAGCCAAAGAGAAGAAGACCAUCAAUGGCGAAUUGAUCCGAGAAGCACCCCAGAUGCCCAGCAACAUGUUCUUCCAGCACAACACAGCGCUCGUGCCUCCCUACAACGUCCUCGUCGACACCAACUUUCUCAGCCACACGGUGCAGCGAAAGCUGUCAUUAUUAGAGUCCAUGAUGGACUGCCUGUACGCCAAGUGCAACCCGAUCAUAACGUCGUGUGUCAUGGCGGAAUUGGAGAAGCUGGGCCCAAAGUACCGCCUGGCGCUGCGGGUUGCGAGGGAUGAGCGGUGGCAGCGACUGGAGUGCGACCACAAGGGCACAUAUGCAGACGACUGUCUGGUGGACAGGGUGACCAAGGAUAGGAUAUACAUCGUGGGCACCAACGACAAGCUUUUGAAACGGCGCAUCCGUCGAAUUGCAGGGGUGCCGUUGAUGAGCGUGGCGAGGGGCAAGUAUGUGAUUGAGAGGCUGCCGGGGGCGCCUGAGUAA